Messenger RNA from Lizanozyma spartinae, 1614 nucleotides. RefSeq lists its product as uncharacterized. NCBI's taxonomy places the organism in Eukaryota, Fungi, Ascomycota, Pichiomycetes, Serinales, Debaryomycetaceae. Gene Ontology annotation, biological process: ubiquinone biosynthetic process. The transcript has 2 exons. Gene Ontology annotation, cellular component: mitochondrial inner membrane. The record is from RefSeq and is a predicted model, not a curated record. Bases 1 to 1614 code for a protein of 537 amino acids. Gene Ontology annotation, molecular function: RNA binding; 3-demethoxyubiquinol 3-hydroxylase activity.
AUGCAGAUGUUUGCAGGUGGGUCUAAUAAAUUUUCCAGCGGGUCACAUCUAAAGAAGAUAUUUGCUGCUAUGAUAAAUGAAUCUGGCGAUAUUGAUGUCAACAAAAAUCCCUCUUUGGAUGAUCCAAAUAAAAGCACAUUAAUGCAUAAACAACUGAUAGCAUACAAUGUACCAGUUACCAAUAAUGAAGAAGAUAUACCCCCUUUCUUUCCUACAAAUAUUUGGUCUUCAAACUUUCAAUCUCAAAGGAGUGUUUCACUUUUUCCUGAGUGGGAAUCAAAACUCCAUAUCGUAGAACCACAUAGCCCUGUUUGUGACGUUGAAGUUGAUUCAAACUAUGUUCUUCAUAAUCCACAACCUACUUUACCAAUAAAGUUUCAAUUUUUUGAUCCUCUACUUUUUGAUGACGAAAAACUUGAAUUUGCAAAGUAUAUGGGCCCGGAACUAAGUAAAUCCAAUGUGUUGACUUUCAGAGAUCAAAAUGGUCAACAUUUCUCAGUACCACCAGAGUCACGUUUUUUUGUUAUUAAGUCAAACAAUUUUUUAGAUAUCUUUGCUUCUUUCAGAAAUAAGGUCUGGUCAUCAACAGAGUUAGGAAAUAAGCGAUUGAAUAACGUUUUCAACUCUCUCACAGAGAACGGGAAAGUUUUUCUUUUCUACCUGGUUAAUGGUUCCGGGCAGUUCUGUGGGAUAGCUGAAAUGCGUGAUUCAGUUGACUAUUCCCAAUCAUGUAACAUAUGGGUGGAACAAACACGUUAUAAAGGCAUUUUCCCAGUGGAAUGGCUAAUGGUGAAAAAUGUACCCAAUAAAUAUUUCAAUCAUUUAAAGAUCCCUGAUAAUGAUAAUAAACCAGUUACAUGUUCUAGGGAUACCCAAGAAAUGCCAUAUAGUGUUGGCUUGUCUAUGUUGAAGAUAUUCAGUUCCUUCAGAUCCAGAUCCUUUACUACCGGGUCAUCUGAUAGAACACCUGAAUCGAAUAAGCCAAUCGCAAACAUCACUUAUGGAGAGUUUUCCCCUGCUCAAAGAGCAUAUUUAGAACGACUUGUUAGAGUUGACCAAGCAGGUGAACUUGGUGCCAAUUACAUUUAUAUGGGACAACAUUUUGUUCUUGCCUCAAAGUCUCCCGAAUUGAGAGAUUUGAUACAGCAUAUGUGGGACCAAGAAAUCCACCACCACGACACUUUCAACCGGUUACAAACUGAACGCCGAGUUAGACCAUCAUUAUUGACCCCACUUUGGAAAGCAGGUGCAGUAGCUAUGGGUGUGGGUACUGCUCUUAUUAGCAAAGAGGCAGCAAUGGCUUGUACAGUUGCUGUUGAAACAGUCAUUGGUGGUCACUACAACGAACAGUUACGGAUAUUAAUGAAUCAAUUUGGAACACCUAUAUUUAAGGAUGGUGAACAAAUAGAGCAAGGUGAAGUUGAGACCGAAUUGAAAGUGUCUCCCGAAUUGGCUUCCUUGAAGAAGUUAAUUAGUGAGUUUCGGGAUGAUGAAUUAGAACAUUUGGAUACAGCUAUUGAGAAUGAUGCAGAGAAAGCGGUUCCAUACAAAUUAUUAACUGAAGGUAUCAAGCUCGUUGUUAGAGGUGCUAUUUGGACGGCCGAAAGAGUCUAA